UGUUCAGAACGGAUUCGUUGUUUACGUGAAGCCAACAAGGAGUGCAGGAGGUGAAUCUGCGGUUUGACGGCGGGGGUGUAGGCGACCAUCGGAAUAGCCAGGGCGCUUCCAUCCGAAGUUUUCCGGCUGGUGAUUCUGCGGUGGUAGAAGGAAGCGAAGAUAACCGGCAGAAUUUUGCUGUUUUUAUCUCGGUAUAGGCAGCAGAUCUGCGAAAGGAGGUACGAGAGGAAAGCAAGGACUCUAGCUUCAACAACCAAAGUAGGAAAACGUCGACUGCAGAUGAAUUAGCCCGGAGAAAACUUAGGAAUUUCACGCCGGUCAAUUAAGUGCAAGAGAGAGAGAGAGAGAGAGGGAGAGAGUCGGAGAGAAGAAGCCAGUUUCAGCGUGGUAGCUCCCUAGGUGGAGUGAAAGAAAGAAAUUGACGAUGGAUCGGAAACUUACGAUUGUCUGCUUGCUUUGGGCUGUAGUUUACAUCACCUGUGUCGGAGCAACUGGUAGGCAAGGUGAAAAGAAAUCCCCAAACGAAAAAGACUUUGAAUUCUAUGAUCAAGAUAGCUCAAAAGCAAAAGCCACAGCCAAAAAACUAGUAGACACGUUAAAGGACGAUGAGGAUUAUUUACGCGACCAGGCAGGGUCAGGGGAGGGGCAGGAUGAUGACGGUGAAGAGGGGAGUGGUUACGGGUCGACCAGUAAAAGACCCGUCACUGUGUCUUAUCCAGCUACAACGCCCUCUAGUGGUGGGAGACAAGAAUAUUUUCGAGUCACAAUCAACAUCACGUCCAUGGACUAUCACCCAGCAUUGUCAGACAGGUAUAGCCCAGAAUUCCAAGAGCUUUCCACACAGUUAGCCGCGGCACUGACAAGGCUCUUUGCUGACAUAGACGGAACUCAACAAAUAAAUAUUUUACAGUUUAGGAGAGGCUCCCUCAUGGUGACAUUUGACUUGGGCACUCAGGGCUACUACGACAAACUUAAUCUCUAUAAUGUCAUCAAUAAUGCAGUGAACAGUGGAUACAUUGGAGCAUACAGGGUCAGCCCAUUGGGGUUCAGCUUCAGAGCAUUGGGAGGUGGUGUUAGUAGGCCGUGUCCACCUUUUACGGGACGCCCUGUUGGCGAUCUUCCGCGCCUUGGAAACAAUUGGGCAAACCUGAUGGUAAAUAAUGCUUUUGCCUGCGAUGGUUACGUCACUGAAUGGACUGUAUACAGGGGGACAAGUGUUGGAACAGCUUAUCUUGGCAUAUGGCGCCAGCUAGGGGACAAAGACAUGGUUCUCCUCCAAAAGGUGGCAAUACCUCCAGCUCCUAUAGGUAACCAGAAAAUUAAACUAAACCGUGCAUGGGAGGUCAAAAAAGGCGAUUUCCUUGGAAUACACUAUCCACGAUCCACACCAGGAGGCGUUGUUGCCAGUGCUACUCAGGCUGAUGGUGUUUCAGAUAUCGAGCUGUACAGGAAUUAUAAUGUGGAGAUUUUUGAUGAUGAUAUCACGGAGAAUAUCCCUCUGAAUUUGGGUCUGUACGCGGGAGGAUACGACAGGAGGACGUAUGCACUUCAGGGAGCCAUGGAGUACGAGGUCACCAACUUGGUCGACCCAAUUCCUGUAGCCGCACCAAUUCUUCCAACACAGUCACCACCAGACAUCACAUGUCAUUCCACGGAAUUCAGGUGCCGAAAUAACGGCGCAUGCAUCACGUUAGGCCAAAGGUGUGAUGGACAUCGAGAUUGUGCUGAUAAUUCAGAUGAAGAAAAUUGUGCAACCGAUGCGCCGCGCUGUUAUUCAAACGAGUUUCAGUGUCGUAAUGGCGGCACGGCAAAUGCUCCAUCUGGCUCGUGCAUUUCAAUCACACAAGUUUGCGAUGGCCACCGAGAUUGCGCAGAUAACACUGACGAGGAGAACUGUCCGCCACCUAGCUGUAGUGCUGGGGAGUUCAGGUGCACCGAUGGAACAUGUAUCGACAGUCGUCGUCGCUGUGACAACUUUCCUGACUGCCGUGACAGGAGUGACGAAGAGAACUGCCUGCCUAGGCAAUGUCGCAGGGAUCAGUUCCGCUGUAGUAACGGUGCAUGCAUCGAUGAGAACAAGCGUUGCGACAGGAAGUUGGACUGCCAAGAUGGGACAGAUGAACUUGGCUGUCAGUCGAUACCUUGUAGAUCUGGAGAGUGGCGCUGUGAGAACGGCAAUUGUAUACCAGAGGCAAAACGUUGUGACAGAACGCAAGAUUGCCCUGAUAACACUGAUGAGUUAGACUGUCCAUUGCGACCAUGUGGUGCAAACCAGUUCACGUGUACGUCUGGACAAUGCAUUCGUUCAAGCCAGCGUUGCGACAGGCGAAGGGACUGUCAGGACGGAUCAGAUGAAGUUAACUGUCCCUUCUGCCUGCCGGGAGAGUAUCGCUGCCGGAAUGGUCAGUGCGUUCCACGGAACAGUCGUUGCGACAGAAGAUACGAUUGUUCUGACCGCUCCGACGAGUUGAAUUGUCCUGUCCCAACUGUAGUGACCGUGUCACCGAGACAGUUGCAGAUCUUGGAGGGCAGGGAUGCUGUGUUCCAGUGUGUGGCGACAGGAAAUCCUCCCCCGCCAGUCAGGUGGUUCAAGGCAGGCAGUCAGGCUCUUCCCUUCAAGGCGUCAGACAACCGUGGUAGGCUGACCAUACAGGGUGCUCGCGUGGAAGAUUCUGGGGUUUACGAGUGUCAAGCUUUAGGUACCGGUGGCACUUUCCAAGCCACUGCACGUUUGAUAGUGUCAAGAGGUCAGCCGGUCACUCCAGGGCCAGUGGGUCCUUGUGGACCUGGUCGGUUCCAAUGUUUGGACCGUGAGAAAUGUCUUCCAAAUGAUUACAAGUGCGAUGGUGACUAUGACUGCACUGAUAGAUCCGAUGAGUUGAACUGCUUGAACAUACCCUGUGAACCCAAUGAGAGACAGUGCAGGAAUGGCAAGUGUAUCCUCAAGAUCUGGAUAUGUGAUGGUGACAACGACUGUGGCGAUGGCUCUGAUGAACAGAAUUGUCCAACUGCGCCCCCUGGUGCCCCGUGCCGUGCAGAUGAGUAUCGCUGCGUCGAUGGCAACCAGUGCAUUCCUCAGAGUUACCAGUGCGAUGGAGAAUUUGACUGCCAGGACAGCUCCGAUGAAAUUGGCUGCACCUCUCCCACUGUCACCAUCCCCCCACGACCCAUGAUCAUGGUGAACAUUGGGGAAACUAUCACCAUAACUUGUACCGCCAUUGGCGUCCCUGUCCCCCUCAUAACAUGGCGUCUCAACUGGGGGCACGUCCCCAAACCACCGAGAGCGACGCAGACCUCAGAAAAUGGUCGCGGUGUUCUGGUUAUUCGUAAUGCUAUCGAGACUGAUGCUGGUGCUUACACCUGUGAAGCUCUGAAUAACAAAGGCAGUAUUUUUGCUCAGCCUGACGCCAUUGUGGUUGUGAAACCCUCCCCACCACUAUGCUCUGCGCCAUUUUUCAACUCUGAUGCCAAGAACGUCAGGGACUGCAUCCGGUGCUUCUGUUUUGGUAUUACUGACCAGUGCACAAGUAGUAAUCUACACCUGUCACAGCUAUUCAUGGGUAACACAGUAGAACUAGUCAGUAAAGACACCAGGGCCCCACAGCCCAAUAACCUGGUCCAAUACCUACCCACACAGAGAGAGUUUGUGAUUCAGGACUUCAACAGGAGAGUGCGACCGUCAUCAGGGUUGUAUUACUUCGAUAUGCCCAGACAGUUCUUAGGGAAUAGGAUCACGAGUUAUGGAGGUAACUUGCAGUACACAGUCCAGUACCAGACUCCUACAGGCACUCAGAGCAGACUGGCCACAGCUGAUGUCAUCAUGAAGGGUAAUGGAAUAACACUGUAUCACAGGAGGCAGACGCAGCCAAGGCCAGGUUUGACAGAGAGCAUCAGUGUCCCCCUUGUGGAGAGUGCAUGGACAACUUCUGAAACCCCUCGUCGUGGUGACCAGACAGUUCCUUCUCCUGCCUCCAGGGCAGACAUCAUGACGGUGCUACAGAACCUGGAGUAUAUUAUGAUAAGGGGAAGCUAUGACACCUUCCAGACUGAAGUCAGACUGGGCAAUGUGUUCCUGGACACAGCAGUGACCACGGAUACUGGACGUGGCCGCGCCUUCUUGGUGGAAGAGUGCGCCUGUCCUACUGGGUAUACUGGAACUUCCUGUGAGCAAUGUGCCCAAGGUUUCCGCCGUAUGCCAUCAGGGAACCGUUACCUGGGCCAGUGUGUGGGAUGUAACUGUAAUGGCCACUCCAACCAGUGUGACUCUGACAGGGGAGUCUGUAUUAACUGUCAACACAACACAGAAGGAAACAACUGUGAGAGGUGUAAGCCUGGUUUCUAUGGUGAUGCUAGGAGAGGGACACCUGGGGACUGCUUGGUGUGUCCUUGUCCACUGACUGACCCCAGAAACCCCAAUUCCAGAGAAUGUUAUGUAGAGGGAGAUGGACAGGUGAGAUGUCGCAGCUGCCCCACGGGAUACCAGGGCAGAUUGUGCCGUGACUGUGCCCCAGGCUACCAACGCAGAGGAAGUCGCUGUGUCGCAAUUACUGUGACAUGUAAUGCAGCUGGCAGUCGCUUACCACAACCAGAUGGACGAGGACAAUGUUUGUGUAAGGAGAACACAGAGGGGCCAUACUGUGACAGGUGCAAGGCCAACACGUUUUUCCUAUCAGAGAACAAUCCAUACGGCUGUAUAUCCUGCUUCUGUAGUGCAGUCACCAGAGUAUGUGACAGUACAACAUGGAACAGGGCCCAGAUCAGUGCUGUAUUUUCUACCUUUGACACCCAAGGAUUUAAACUGACCACUGAGAGGAAUGACCAGCAGUAUGACCAGGGGAUGGUAGUGGACACUGCCAGUCGGUCACUGGUCUAUAGGAACCUGCUCAGCCUGCCUCAGGACACUUACUACUGGUCUCUGCCACAGAAAUUCCUUGGGGACAGGGUGACGGCCUAUGGUGGUAACUUGAGGUUCACCAUCUCCUUCUCUGACCUUGGAGAUGCUCCCACCACUGAGCCUGAUGUCAUCAUUGUGGGUAAUGACAUCACAUUGACAUACAGACACAGUGACGUCAUGUUGUCUGGAACUAAGCAGUCCUUCCAAGUGCCUUUCUAUGAGCAAUUCUGGCAGCGUCCUGAUGGUUCCCCUGCCAGCAGAGAGUUUAUCAUGAUGGCCCUGUCUGAUCUGUCUGCCAUCCUCAUUAAGGCCUCGUACACUGGGAGAACUCAGGAAACCAGGUGA
Messenger RNA from Lingula anatina, 5239 nucleotides. RefSeq names its product basement membrane-specific heparan sulfate proteoglycan core protein. Gene Ontology annotation, biological process: axon guidance; homophilic cell-cell adhesion; dendrite self-avoidance. Gene Ontology annotation, molecular function: cell-cell adhesion mediator activity; calcium ion binding. Gene Ontology annotation, cellular component: axon; plasma membrane. NCBI's taxonomy places the organism in Eukaryota, Metazoa, Brachiopoda, Lingulata, Lingulida, Lingulidae. The record is from RefSeq and is a predicted model, not a curated record.